UAUAGGUGAAUAUCUGUGUGUGUGUUUCUGGACUGGGGACAGAGCUGCGUCUUGGCAGAGGAUGUUGUUAGCUGUAUACAGCCAUAAAAGACAAUUACCGCUAUAACCUUUUAUGGGGUGCAAAGCGCUGCGAGGCGAGAGGACACAAAACAAAAAAAGACAUCGAGGGCUUCGACAGCUGAAGCCCAAAAUAAUGUAACCGACGUGUUUCUGUUCAGCUUGGAUAUGACAAGGCCGCUCAGCCUAAAGCUCCGUCAUUAGCGCCUCAUGUCCACAUAACCAAUUUACAACAAGAGAUUUUGUAACUAAAUAUUGUAAUAUAUAAAAGCAUUUUGGAUUUUAAAACGCAACGUGACCUCAAAUAGUUUAUCGAAAAAGAUUUUAGAGAAGAUCUCUAGUUGUAAAAUAUGGCCUCUGCGUUUUCAAGUCUCUGCAUGUUGGAGAAAAUAUUUGGCGCAAAGACAGAAAAUACGCAGCGAAAUCUAAUGUGUGCUAUGUGCAAAGCUGCUGUGUCAGAUGGCGAAUCAGGGCCUGGGACGGUUCUGCCACACACCCCAGCUCAUUUAGGUCUCAUUAAGGGCUGCACAGAAACGGAUACAUUAUUGUAGUUAGAAGGUAAGUCGGACUUUAGUCCAACUGGAGCGCUGUUGUGACGCGUUAGGGGACGCAGAUGGACACAAACUUCAAAGGCUCGACCAGAGACAGUGCAAUAAAACGCCUGGUCUGCUAUACUGUCUGGCAUUCCAGUUUUAAUGGCUUUAUGGCCGUCCAGACACAAUUAGGCCGUUUCCAGAAUGGCACCCAUUUGUUUUUUCUUCUCUUUCUGUGAGACUGCGCUCUGGACAAAAGGCCGAGCGGAAAUGAUCAGCUUUAUUGGAUCCUCCCCGACGGGGACGCACAGGACUCACGGUCAUUUGGAGCGAUCCUUUGUUUCUACCUGGGAACCUUCCGCCCUCUGCUCCUUUGCUGUGCCCGUCCUAAAGGAGAAGGAGCAAUAAAGCCAGCAGCUAGUUUCAAACACAGUGGCAGGCCUAUAGAUGGUGUGUUUGUUUUUGUUUUUUUCAAAAUACAUCUGGACAGGUCUGUUAAAAGACAUCAGCACUUUGCUUGAAAUCGCAAUCCAAGAAACGUAACGUUACCUUUGAGCGCCAUUUCUCUUACUUUUAGCUGGUAUUUUAUCCGGCAUUGCAGCAGGAAGACAAAACGCCUGCGCACUGCUGCCUCCCCACCCUGCAGUCCCUGCAUGUCACCAGAGGGUGGCGACACUGUUUCACAACAUCAACCCACCGCUUUUAACACUCCUCCCUAAUGAACCUGCGCUGGGGAACAAACUGUAGUAACAUUUUAAGAGUCCAGCAAAAUAAUUUCACACCUUUUUACAGUCUCAGUGCAGAAGCUGCUUCUCCAGCCUGCGGCUUUGUGGCGAAGGAUGAAACAGGCAGCUCUCAGUGAUUGCUGGGUUACUGCUUUCACCCUCAGACAUGGCUCUCUGUUCAGAAUUUGUCCUUCUAGGAUGUUUUUAUAUGACUUUAUCGAUGCAAAUGAUUUAAAACAUUCUUUGAUAGCAGGGUUAUUAAGGCUAUCAUGAAAUAUGAACAGUUUUUUCUUAUUGCAUUUAUGAAUGUAGAUUAUGUAGAUUUUAAUGUUAACCUGUUACUUUCCUCUGGAAAAUGUCAAUAGGCAAAACACAACGGCGGAUUGAGCUGCACAAAUAUAAUCAAUCGUUUUCCAUAUUCACAAAUAAUUUAACGAAUUAAGGGUGUAUUGAUGAUAUCAUUUUUAAAAUUCUUAUUAUAAUUCUCAAUAUUAUUCUUAUUAUCAUUAUUAUUAUUAGAAGUAUAUUUAUUGUCAUUAUUAUUUUUAGUAUUAUUAGUAAUAAUAAUAGUAAUAGUAAUAAUAGUAGCCUACAUAAAUUCCGACCAUUCGCUAUGUUUUAUCGUAUUGUAUUUUUUGUCGGCAUGCUAUCUUUAAUGCUAAUUUAUUUAGGUAACAUUGUAAUGCAGUAAAAACAAUGUUUGGAGGAUGAAUUACGAGAUGGUUGUUAUUAUUAAAUAAAACUAAAAAAACUAAAAAAAACUAUUAAAGGCAUUUUAUUUAUCUUCCUGCCAAAUUCUCACCUCAUAAAUCCAUUGUUACAGAAUUCUGUGUUUCAAUACACGUGGAUUAUUUAUCAUGUUAUAUAUUGUUAUGUGUCUUUGUUUUAUGACACUAGACCGUAUGUAAGUAUUGAGUUUUAAAGCAAGAUAAACUAAAACAUUUUCUGUUGGAAUAUUUUUUUUUUAGUGAUGAUAAUCGCUGAUUAGUUAAUUAUUAUCUAUUGUAGACUAUUAUUGAGUGAAUGUAGAUUAUCAUUAUAACCUAUAGGCCUAUAGGUUAAAGACAUUCCACGAACAUAUAUUCAAUUUAAAAAAACAAAACUUCUAGAUAGAGUAUUAUUUGUAAAGCAGUAGUAAAAUAAGUGAUAUAAAACAGUGACUUUAAAUUUCGUAAAUUACCUCUCGAUCAUUGGGAUUGUCUGAGUUUCUCUCGUGUGUGUUUAUGUGUGUGUUUAUGUGUGUGAAGUGUUAAUCCCACUCUGCAGUCCUGCGCCAUAAUGAAAUACAUGUCUGCUUGCUGAUUGGAUGAGAGCGGCCAGGCCCGAGUCACGUGGGUGAGUUCUUUGGUCCAGAGUAAAAAUGGGGUUUGGUGUAAAUCUAGGGUGUAUUGCUGUCAUAUAUCACACUACCUCGUAAAAACGACACUGAGGAUUCUGGGCCAACAAAUCAGAGAGAAAAAAUAUGAGUUCUUAUUAUGUGGACGGUCUUCUUAGCAAAUAUACGGCGGGUAGUUCACUCUUUCCAAACGUGGAGCGGGCGUCUUGCAGUAUUGGACCCAGUGGAGAGGACUAUGGCUCGGCUCGGACUACUGCGGCCAUCGCGUUUGCACCGUCCCUGUCUGGAGUUUACAGCGUCAGUGAUGCAGUGUACCAGAGCCGCCCCGUGUUUACCUCGGGCUAUGGCCAGGGGCAGGACGCGCACACACUGCACUGCAGCCUGUUCGACCAGAGCCGCCUGUUCACCGACAGCUGCUGCCAUCCGGAGCCGGGACCCCUCACCUCACCGCCGGACAAACAAUACCGGAUGUAUCCCUGGAUGAGAGCGUCAGAUCCAACCCGAAAGCGGGGGCGGCAGACCUACUCCCGGUACCAGACCCUGGAGCUUGAGAAGGAGUUCCACUUCAACCGGUACCUGACCCGCAGGAGGAGGAUCGAGAUAGCCCAUGCCCUCUGCCUCUCAGAGAGACAGAUCAAAAUCUGGUUUCAGAACCGCAGGAUGAAAUGGAAGAAAGACCACAAGGAGGAACCGGUGUCGACCCCCUCCGGAGAAAAGGACUGUGAUAUCCAGCCGGUGUCAGAGGCCGAAGAGCCCAAAGCUGGUGACACCCGGAGCGCCGGUUUGGUGUCAGAAACGGCUGAAAAGUAACGAAAGAGACGGACAAGAGCAUUAAAUGAAAGGAACGCACUAUUAAGUGUUAGGGAUAUACCUGAGAUGUUACUCACAUACCAUUCAUGCACUAAGAGCUUUGUAGGCUGAAUAAGUGAAUGACAGCUGAAGGCAAUUAUGUAACAAGCAUUUAACAGUUGUAGGCUGUAGCUCUGUAUUUCAUAUUUAAACCUAAAAAGCAUAAAAAGGCUCCGCAUGAAACAGCGAUAUAACUACCUAUCCAAACUAUAUUUUUAUAUAUGCAAUAUAACAUGUCAUUUAGCCUGACUGAACUACUGAAUCAACAUUCCUGAAUUAAAAACUACCUAAAAUGUACCUGCUAAUAUUAAAACACUGACACAAGGAAUUCAACGCAAGUUGAAAUUGACUGUAAAUUGAUAAUCUACCUAACGGAAUACAUUUUCUCCACAGACGGUUGUAUUUUAUAAAGGGAACAAAUACAGCAGUCUGCGUAAAUGUGCCUUAUUUGGAAUAAAGGCUAAUUAAAAGUGAAUGUUUUGUUAGUUAAAUGCUUUUAACUGUGAUUUAGGUGCUUCUUUAGAUUUUAAUAAUUGUGCCACUGUGUUUUUAUUUGAUUUUAUUAUCACUGCUUAUUACUUAGAAUGUUAAUAUGCCUGUUUUACUUAUUUACCCUAUAUACAUCCCAGGAUUAAUAAAAAACAUUUGUUUAGUUUCGGAUGAACUUAUGUAACCUACCUCAGAUCCCAGAAAGUCGACAUGCUUAUAAUAUUGUAAACAGGAAUACUCCAACGUAAAUGUUUUGAAGUCUUAGCCGUGUACUGUGAGAAUUUUCUUUUACACAGAUUGUCAGGCUCAAAAUGUCAUACGUGUUUUUAAAUGCCAGCGAUAAAUGCAUGCCCUUUUAUUUAGACAGAAUUUACAUUUCCGUUUUUUAGUGUAAAAUGAGUAAGGUAUUGUAAUCCAGCAAGUGCAAAUACUGUGAUAUAUUUAGGUUUAGUGCCCACGGUUUCAAUGUGAAUUAUAAGUAAUAUGUGAACAAAUCUUAAAGAGUCUUAAAUCUCUGGGAAUGUCUCAUACCUGUAAAUGGAAAUAUAUAAAUUGAAUAAAAUAGCUUUUACCUGAC
Molecule: messenger RNA, 4566 nt
Organism: Morone saxatilis (striped sea-bass)
Lineage: Eukaryota; Metazoa; Chordata; Actinopteri; Moronidae
Gene: hoxa5a
Product: homeobox A5a
Exons: 2
Coding region: 2778-3461 (227 amino acids)
Biological process (GO): regulation of transcription by RNA polymerase II; anterior/posterior pattern specification
Cellular component (GO): nucleus
Molecular function (GO): RNA polymerase II cis-regulatory region sequence-specific DNA binding; DNA-binding transcription factor activity, RNA polymerase II-specific
Source: RefSeq, a predicted model, not a curated record